AAACGUCAAACUUUUCCCAAUCAUCGCACAUUCAUCAUCGCGGAGCAAGUGCGGAACGGUUGUGUAGUAUUUUUUUCCAUCGCCCGUGUCUCCGUCGUGUCGUCGCGGAACCGUCGUAGAAAAGUCAUCAUCGCGGAUCGUCUCGUUGUCCGUCGGAGUGCGUGUCUGCUUUCCUAUAUUUUUCAGUUCGCUGUGGCACAAACUUUCGGUGAUAUAAUUUGCGCAUUUUGGGUUGCUGGAAAUCGCUUUUUUGGUGAAGAAACAAAGGAGUUGUGCAAAAGUUUAUUGAAAAAGAAGAGUGGGGAGCACAGAAAAAAGGGCGAUCCUGUCUGUGUGUGCGCGAAGGAAAAAAGGUAACACUUUCAAGAGUCGGUCAUCGUCUCGGUGUGUGGCGGGGGUAGUUGGUUGUAAAGCGGCGGCGGCGGCGGCGGCGAUAUCAAGAAGAGUAGUUGACGCGAAGCAAAGAGGAGCGAAAGAGAGACGACGAAAUCAUCCAUCCAUUCAUCUGACCCCGGAGGCUACGGACGGCGAGGCGUAGAGAAGAAGCAGCAGCAGCAGCCAGCCAGCAGUAGAAAAAAGGAAAACCUGUCUCAUCAGUAAAAUAAUGGCGAAAACGUACGAUUACCUGUUCAAGUUGCUGCUGAUCGGCGAUUCCGGUGUCGGCAAGACCUGUAUCCUGUUCCGUUUCUCCGAGGAUGCCUUCAACACGACCUUCAUCAGCACAAUCGG
This is a messenger RNA of Aedes albopictus (Asian tiger mosquito), 729 nucleotides long. It is a transcript of the gene Rab8, whose product is annotated as ras-related protein Rab-8A. Gene Ontology annotation, biological process: protein localization to plasma membrane; regulation of exocytosis; protein secretion. Gene Ontology annotation, cellular component: endosome; synaptic vesicle; trans-Golgi network transport vesicle. The record is from RefSeq and is a predicted model, not a curated record. NCBI's taxonomy places the organism in Eukaryota, Metazoa, Arthropoda, Insecta, Diptera, Culicidae. Gene Ontology annotation, molecular function: GTPase activity; GTP binding.